Molecule: messenger RNA, 1347 nt
Organism: Bacidia gigantensis
Lineage: Eukaryota; Fungi; Ascomycota; Lecanoromycetes; Lecanorales; Ramalinaceae
Exons: 1
Coding region: 1-1347 (448 amino acids)
Biological process (GO): mRNA splicing, via spliceosome
Cellular component (GO): spliceosomal complex
Molecular function (GO): nucleic acid binding
Source: RefSeq, a predicted model, not a curated record
AUGCUGCAUGGUAACGACAUGACUAAACCCUUUUCCAUAAGUUUCGGAUCCAAUAAAUCAAAACAGCCACCAGCUCCUUUGAAUGGUCGCAAGCGCCCUCGAUCAGCACUUGAAGACCACGACCUUGACAAUGACUCUGAUCAGGAGGAGAAGGCCGUAGCAGUGACGGCUUUUGACGCAAAGGGUGCUGUCAGUGCUGCCCCGGUCUACGCAAAGAGUCCACUCGUCAUUCAGCCGCAGAAAAAUAGGGACUGGCGAGAAGAGUCUCGCAGGAAACGUGGCAAGAAUCUGUUGCCGGCGGAAAUACAGGCCUCUCAAAAUCGUGCAAACGGCGUACAAAAUGGGCAUAGUGAGCAAGACGAAGUAUCACUGGAGGCGGGCUUGAAGAUCAUGGCUCAUGACCAGGAUGGAGAUACUUCCAUGACGAAUGGCCAUGGUUUGACUACAAAUGACACAAAUGCCCCUGAGCCAGAAAAAGAGCAAACCGCGGAUGACGCUGCUCUGGAAGCGCUCCUAGGUCAGAAAAGGUCCACUCUAGUCAUUCCGUCCGCCGAUUCACCUCCGGUGAAUGACGGCUUUUACGAAACUACAGAACUCUCUGAGGACGCAAGAGUUCGCGCCGACGUUGCCUCUAGACCCCCGGUUGCUUCAUUAGAUGACUAUGCUCGGGUUCCAGUGUUCGAAUACGGAACCGCUAUGCUAAGGGGUAUGGGAUGGUCAGAAGGACAAAGUGUCGGUAGAGGCAAGAUUAAAGCCAACGCUCCUCGAAAAGUGGAGCGUAGACCAGCGCUGUUGGGCCUGGGCGCCGCAGAGGUCCCUGGCGGAGUCGGCGAGGAACUCGGCGCAUGGGGCAAAGCAACUAAAGGUAACAAGAAAAACGAUAUUUCAUACAGCCCUGUAACGCGCAAGGACAAAAUCACCGGGGAGCUGCUCACGGAAGCUGAAUUUGAGGCGAAGAAAGCAGAGGCGAACAAGCCUAGGGAUGGGGCUGGGGAGGAUUGGAGGGAAAGACGAGAUCGGAAUUUGGCUGCGGAUAAGGAGAGGAAGCGCGAUCGGCUGGCUGUUGAAGACGGGAGGGAUGGCGAUCACAGACGGAGAGACAGGAGUCGGUCAAAGGAGAGACGGAGGCACGGAGAGUCAAAAAGAGAUCGAUCUCGCUCUGGCGAGCGCAGUCGACAUUCCUCGUCGAGAAGGGAAAGAAGCCGUUCCGUUGAGCGCAGUCGACAUGGUUCGUCGCGUCGAGAACGAAGCAAGAGCCGGGAACGGAGGCGUGAUCGACGCGACCAUGACGAUUGUGACAAGAAAAUCAGGGACUACGAUAAAUAUGAUAAAGAUCGCCGGCGGUAG